Molecule: messenger RNA, 3444 nt
Organism: Striga hermonthica
Lineage: Eukaryota; Viridiplantae; Streptophyta; Magnoliopsida; Lamiales; Orobanchaceae
Source: the annotation of a GenBank genome assembly
AUGGUGGUGAAAGAAGACGAGCCUGGUUUGUUCGAUAAUUUGCAGGGGAAGGGUUUGGGAAUCGAUAGGCAAGCCCUUGUUGCACCUGUGAUGAAUGCCGUCGACAAGUUCCAAUUAGUCCCUGAAUUCUUGAAGGUAAGAGGACUUGUGAAACAACACUUGGACUCCUUCAAUUAUUUCGUGAGGACAGAGAUAAAAAAGAUUGUUCAAGCCAAUGAUCUCAUAACCUCUAGCAUUGACCCGAGUAUUUAUUUGAGAUACACAGAUGUUCGUAUUGGUAAGCCAUCAUUGACGAUAGAUGGAUCUUCCGAAGAGCUCACUCCCCAAACGUGUCGGCUAUCAGAGAUCACAUAUGCUUCCCCAAUAUACGUGAACAUAGAAUAUAUUACAAGAAGCGGCCGUGGUUCAAGGGAAACCCAAACAAAGAAGGACGUAACUAUUGGAAGAAUGCCUAUCAUGUUAAGAAGUUGUUGUUGCAUUUUGUACGGGAAGGAUGAAGAAGAACGUUCCAGAUAUGGUGAAUGCCCACUUGAUCCUGGAGGAUAUUUUAUCGUCAAAGGUGCAGAGAAGGUGAUAAUGAUACAAGAACAACUAUCAAAGAACAGGAUAAUCAUUGAUGUUGAUAGAAUGGGCAGGGUGCAAGCAUCUGUCACGAGCCUAACACAGAAAAAAAAGAGUUUGACGGUUAUAAAAAUGGAGGGAGAGAAGUUUUAUGUAUACCUGAACCAGUUUAAGACCAAGGUUCCAAUCAUGGUUGUCAUGAAAGCUAUGGGUAUGGAAAGUGAUCAAGAGGUUGUCCAGAUGAUUGGAAGGUACCCUCGGUAUGGUGAGCUGUUAAUGCCUUCAAUUAAGGAAUGUGCGGAGGUAGCUGUACGCACUCAACGUGAGGCACUGUGGUUCCUUAAAGACAUGGUUAAGUCACCAUAUUACACCAUGGAUGAGGAGGGGCAUGCUUUGAGUAUCCUUCAGGAUACAUUUCUUGCCAAUGUCCCUAUGAGUCAGAAUAAUUUCCGACCAAAAUGCAUAUAUGUUGCUCUUAUGUUGAGGCGCAUGAUGGAAGCUAUCUUAAACAAGGAUGCAAUAGAUGACAAGGAUUACGUGGGAAACAAGCGAUUGGAACUAUCCGGCCAGAUGCUCUCGUUACUUUUUGAGGACUUGUUCAAGACAUUGAAUGCCGAAGUCCGCAAUACAAUUGAUAAGAAGUUAGCAAGGUCAAAUCAAUUUUUUGACAUUUCUCAGAGUAUAGUGAAAGAUAGCAUUACUGUUGGUCUAGAAAGAUCUCUUUCUACUGGAAAUUGGGAUAUCAGAAGAUUCAGGUAUCACCGCAAGGGAAUGACACAGGUUGUUGCCAGGGGCUCUUAUGUUGCAACUUUGGGUCAAUUGACAAGGAUUCAUCCACAAUUUGAAAAAUCAAGAAAAGUUAGCGGCCCAAGAGCUCUACAACCCAGCCAGUGGGGCAUGUUGUGCCCAUGUGAUACCCCUGAAGGUGAAGGCACUGGAUUGGUGAAAAAUCUUGCAUUGAUGACUCAUGUAACUACUGAUGAGGACGAAGGACCUCUCAUGUCUCUGUGCUACUCUCUUGGUGUAGAAGAACUGGAUUCACUCUCAGGUGAAGAACUACAUGUACCAAACUCCUAUUUGAUUAUACUCAACGGACUUAUUCUUGGAAAGCACAGGAAGCCGGAGAGAUUUGCCAAUGCAAUGAGAAAACUGCGAAGGGUUGGUAGAAUUGGCGAGUUCAUAAGCGUCUUUGUGAAUAGAACACAGCGUCGUGUUUACAUUGCUUCAGAUGGUGGACGUGUCUGCCGUCCACUUGUAAUUGCAGACCAAGGCGUGUCAAGAAUUAAGGAGCACCAUAUGAAGGAAUUGAAGGAUGGACUCCGUACGUUUGACAGUUUUCUGAAAGAAGGCUUGGUCGAAUAUCUUGAUGCCAAUGAGGAAAACAAUGCUUUGAUUGCCUUAUAUGAAAAGGAUGCUAAUGAAAGAACAACCCAUAUCGAGAUUGAGCCUUUUACCAUACUGGGUGUGGUUGCUGGGCUGAUCCCAUAUCCUCAUCAUAACCAGUCACCAAGAAAUACAUAUCAGUGUGCUAUGGGUAAGCAGGCUAUGGGCAACAUUGCAUAUAAUCAGUUAUGUAGGAUGGAUACUUUAGUGUACCUCUUAGUUUAUCCACAACGGCCAUUACUAACGACACGAGCUAUUGAGCUGAUCAACUACGAUAAACUGGGAGCUGGACAGAAUGCAACUGUCGCAGUCAUGAGUUAUAGUGGAUACGACAUAGAGGAUGCAAUUGUAAUGAAUAAAUCGUCCUUGGAUCAUGGUUUUGGGCGCUGCAUUGUAAUGAAAAGAACGUCUGCAGUUAUCCAGAAAUAUGAGAAUGGCACUUCUGACUGUAUUAUGGGGCCGCAAAAAGGAUCUAAAGUCAUGCAGAUUUUAGACAAUGAUGGCAUAGCUGCUCCUGGACAAAUUAUUCGGAAGGAUGAUAUCUAUAUAAACAAGCGGACUCCUAAAGUCACCAGGGGCAAACGCAAUUUUCAUGUGGAUGUGUCUGAUAGCGCAUACUAUCAUACUCCACUUAGAUACGGUGGUUCUAGUGGCGAAAACACUGUUGUGGAUAAAGUCCAACUCUGCUGUGACAGGAAUGACAAUCUAUGCAUCAAAUUAAUGAUCCGUGAUACUCGGAGGCCAGAGGUUGGUGAUAAAUUUAGCAGCCGCCACGGGCAAAAAGGAGUUUGUGGCACCAUUGUUCAGCAGGAAGAUUUACCCUUUUCAGAAAGGGGAAUAUGUCCGGACUUAAUCAUGAACCCUCAUGGAUUUCCUAGCCGUAUGACUGUGGGAAAGAUGAUAGAACUUCUUGGUAGCAAAGCUGGAGUUUCAUGUGGUAGGUUUCAUUAUGGAAGUGCAUUUGGGGAGCCUAGUGGUCAUGCAGAUAAAGUUGAAACAUUAAGUGAAACCCUUGUGAAUCACGGUUUUAGCUACAACGGCAAAGACUUCAUUUACUCAGGCAUUACUGGCGAGCCACUGCAAGCAUAUAUAUUCAUGGGUCCAAUUUAUUACCAGAAGUUAAAACACAUGGUCUUGGAUAAAAUGCAUGCUCGAGCUGGUGGGCCCAGAGUUAUGCUGACUAGACAGCCUACAGCUGGAAAGGCUAGAAAUGGAGGUUUACGUGUAGGAGAAAUGGAACGAGACUGCUUACUGGCUUUUGGAGCCAGUUUGUUAACGUACGAGCGGUUUAUGAUUUGUAGUGAUCCUUAUGAGGCCCAGGUGUGCGAGAAGUGUGGUCUCCUGGGAUAUCACAACUUUAAGCUAAAGACAGGCUAUUGUUCUACUUGUAAGGACGUGCAGAAUAUGUCCUCUGUUAAAAUGCCUUAUGCAUGCAAGCUUUUAAUCCAGGAGCUCCAGUCGAUGAAUAUUAUUCCUCGUUUGAAGUUAUCUGCCGCUUAA